UGUCAGGCCCGACCAGUUCAUUCUACGGUAGGGUCUUUGUCGAAGCGUUAUGGCGGCAAGUCUUCCCCUGGUUCUCGUGCUCGACUCAAGCAAGGUGGAUGUGGAGGCAGAGACCCUGAAAGGAAUCGCUCGUGUUGUAGGACUGGGCAAACACUUUCCGGCUGAUAUUCCUAACGAGUUGGCGUCUCAAGUUGUUGCUUGCAUUGUGUGGCACACCAUCGACGUUGAUGCAGAACUCUUAAAUCGGAUGGUCAAGUGCAAAGCAGUCGUACGAACAGGGGCAGGAUUUGAUCGUAUUGAUGUCAAAACUGCUGGAAGCCUUGGCAUUGCAGUAUGCAACACUCCUGCUUAUGGUACUGAGGAGGUUGCUGACAGUGCCAUGUCACUUAUCCUUAAUCUCUAUCGCUGGACUUUGUGGCUUGAACGAGAGAUUGCAAAGGGCAAGGAAUUUCAUGGCAUUUCUGAUGUCAUUGAAGUUGCUACAGGGGCCAGGCGUAUUAGAGGGAAGACUCUUGGUCUGAUUGGAAUUGGAGCCAUUGGAACAGCUCUUGCUCUGAGGGCAAAGGCAUUCGGCUUUGAUGUAGCAUUUUAUGACCCUUACGUUUCAGACGGGGUACACAAGAGCAUUGGAAUCCGGCAAGUGGAGACACUGGAGGAGUUGUUCAACAUGAGUGACUGCCUUAGUUUGCAUUGCCCACUCGUGCCGGGAACAAAGCAGCUUCUUAACAAGAAGACACUACAGCAGGUUAGAGAUGGUGUCUUUAUAGUCAACACAUCCAGAGGAGGUCUGAUCGAUGAAGUGGCUCUUGCAGAAGCUCUCAAGUCUGGCAAAGUAGGAGCCGCCGCUCUAGAUGUUCAAGAAACAGAGCCAUCGACGUAUGCAACCGGACCACUGAAAGGAGCUCCUAACCUUAUUCUCACUCCACACUCUGGAUGGUACAGCAAGGAAGCUGUCAUAGAGUCAAGAGAGACAGCAGCUAAGGUAGUGGCUGCUGCUCUGAAAGCUCACUCUGCUGAAGGUCUGCGUAACUUUGUCAAUAAGAGGGAUUUUGUUCUCAAUGAAUCUCGCUGGAAGUGACUUGAGUCUUACUAACUGUGUGACUAACAGCUAUGCUGCUGCCUUGAGGUAAUUUGAGUGUUAGGCCAUGACCGUAGUUUGUGCGUUGUUGUUUGAACAUGAAUCGUUAACGUUUAGACUACUAGUACAUUUUAGAAUGUAGGUGAUUAGUAUUGUGUUUGGCCAUUGCUGAAAGUAGUAGUUUACUGAAUGAGUAUAUGUAUUCAGGUUGAGUCUCAACAUAGAAGUCAGUAUUAUGAAGUGA
Molecule: messenger RNA, 1322 nt
Organism: Corticium candelabrum
Lineage: Eukaryota; Metazoa; Porifera; Homoscleromorpha; Homosclerophorida; Plakinidae
Product: C-terminal-binding protein 1-like
Exons: 2
Coding region: 50-1078 (342 amino acids)
Biological process (GO): regulation of transcription by RNA polymerase II
Cellular component (GO): nucleus
Molecular function (GO): transcription coregulator binding; transcription corepressor activity; NAD binding
Source: RefSeq, a predicted model, not a curated record